Ilex paraguariensis (yerba mate) is the source of this 1789-nucleotide messenger RNA. Lineage: Eukaryota; Viridiplantae; Streptophyta; Magnoliopsida; Aquifoliales; Aquifoliaceae. The record is from the annotation of a GenBank genome assembly.
UCUCUCUCUCUCUCUCUCUGUAACCGACCCUCCGCUAUAUAGCCGACAUAUCCUCUACAUUAAGCGAAGAAUUUAUAGAAAAAGUCCAAAUUCGACACAUUCUCUAAUCUGAUUUUGUUCAGUUUCGCUUCUUGAUCCGCAAUUCUCUCAUUUUGAAGGAUAGACAAACUGCGAAUCAAGAACAAAUCUUGUGGUUUAACGGGGUUGAGUUGUUGAUUAGGGUUUUGGUUUGCUAUAUUUAUAAAUAUAUAUUCAAAUUGGGAAUGAGGAUGAGAGGGGAAAUUGCAUAUAAGAGCGAAGAGGAGGGAGAGUACGAAGAGAUGGUGGGAGUGCAGAAGCAGAAGUAUUCGGUUGUGGGAGGGUUUCCACAACCGAAGAAGGUUGUGGUUGUUGGUUAUGCUCUUACCUCGAAAAAGAUUAAGAGUUUUCUACAGCCCAAGCUUGAACGCUUAGCUAGGAAUAAGGGGAUAUUAUUUGUUCCUAUUGAUCAAAGCAGGCCCCUUUCAGAUCAAGGCCCUUUUGACAUUGUGCUGCACAAGUUGUCAGGAAAAGAGUGGCGACACAUUCUUGAGGAUUACAGGCAAACACAUCCAGAAGUCACAGUCCUUGAUCCUCCUGAUGCCAUACAGCAUGUAUAUAAUCGCCAGUCCAUGCUUCAAGAUGUUGCUGACUUAAAUUUGUCUGACACCUUUGGCAAAGUUCGAGUUCCCAGACAAUUGGUUAUUAAAAGAGAUCCAUCAUCUAUCCCUGAUGCAGUUAACAAAGCUGGGCUGACACUUCCUCUUGUUGCCAAGCCUUUAGUCGCAAAGUCACAUGAGCUGUCCUUGGCUUAUGAUCAGUACUCUCUGCAGAAGCUAGAACCCCCACUUGUUCUUCAGGAGUUCAUUAACCAUGGAGGUGUUCUCUUCAAAGUUUAUAUUGUUGGGGAAGCAAUUAAGGUUGUGAGGCGUUUCUCUUUACCUGAUGUGAGUAAGCGUGAACUUUCCCAAAAUGCUGGUGUAUUCCGCUUUCCAAGGGUUUCUUGUGCUGCUGCAUCUGCAGAUGAUGCGGACUUGGACCCGUGUAUUGCUGAGCUUCCUCCAAGACCUUUACUCGAAAGACUGGCAAAAGAACUUCGUCGUCGACUGGGUCUUCGGCUGUUUAACUUGGAUAUUAUUCGAGAACAUGGAACCCGGGACCGCUAUUAUGUCAUAGACAUCAACUAUUUUCCUGGAUAUGGGAAAAUGCCAGAAUAUGAACACAUAUUCACAGACUUUCUCCUGAGCCUGGUGCAAGACAAGUAGAUGGCAGCGUCCUGCUAGCACAAUGCCUGAACGCCUGGUGAUAUGUGAAAUGGAAAUCCGACUUUGAAUUUUCAUUCCAUUCCCAACAAGUGAAUUCCAGUUAAUCCCAUGCAUAUGGGGACUGUAAACUUGCGCAAUCCCUGCAUUAAAUUCUAGCAACAGUUGGUGGACGCGUGUGGAGGCGCAAAAAAGACCAAGAAGCCCCAAUAUUGCAGUUGGCCCGUGGGAACUUUAGGGCUACUUCUGAAACAACCAUGCUUAGAACAGUUCCAGUCAGGCUUCCAGUUUUGUUUCUAGUUUGUUAUUUUUUAAUUUUGGUUCUUUUGGGUGUCCAAAUUUUACUGUGUGGUGUAACUUGGUGGUCUGAGCAGUUGGAUCCAGGAUUGAUCGGAGUAAGACUACCUUGUGCAUCCUUCAUGGCUGAAUGCCUUGUACAUUCUUUCAUAUCUAGAACUAUUUUAAUAGCAAUUUGUUGAACCUCUUAAUGGAAACACCUCGGAGGGAAG